Toxorhynchites rutilus septentrionalis is the source of this 1676-nucleotide messenger RNA. RefSeq names its product dnaJ homolog shv (gene shv). Gene Ontology annotation, biological process: protein folding; protein maturation. The record is from RefSeq and is a predicted model, not a curated record. Gene Ontology annotation, molecular function: misfolded protein binding. Gene Ontology annotation, cellular component: endoplasmic reticulum. NCBI's taxonomy places the organism in Eukaryota, Metazoa, Arthropoda, Insecta, Diptera, Culicidae. Bases 221 to 1300 code for a protein of 359 amino acids. The transcript is spliced from 4 exons.
ACAGUGCCGACUGUCAGACGGACGACGCGGAAGAAAAGAGAGUUCUGAUGACGGGUGUUUUCGGUACGAGACGAUUGUAUAAAAUUUGUAGUUAGUUUUCAAUGAAUUAUCGAAUGGAGCAUUAUUGAACUUCGUCUGAUAGAAUUACGUCGAGUUACGGGUUAUGAGCGUUGAGAAGUUUAGUGAUUAGACGAAAUCAUCAUUGAGUGAAAGAACGAAAAUGAAAUUUCCCGGAGUGUGGAGCACUGUUCUACUUCAGGCAGCGCUCAUCUUGCUGGUUCAAGAAACUUCUGCUGGCAGGGACUUCUAUCAAAUUUUGGGCAUAAGGAAGUCAGCCAGCAAAAAUGAAAUUAAAAAAGCCUACAGAAAGCUUGCAAAAGAGUUGCAUCCCGAUAAGAACCAGGACGAUCCGAAUGCUUCACAAAAGUUCCAAGAUCUGGGUGCUGCCUACGAGGUGCUGUCCGAUGAGGACAAGCGAAAACUUUACGACCGGUGCGGGGAGGAGUGUGUUAAGAAGGAAGGUAUGAUGGAUAACAGCGAUCCGUUUGCCCAUUUCUUCGGUGAUUUUGGAUUCGGGUUCGGUGGGGGUCAGGAACAGCGCGAAACACCCAAAGGAGCCAACAUAGUGAUGGAUCUCUUCGUGACGCUCGAGGAGUUGUACGUUGGAAACUUUGUGGAAAUCACACGAAACAAACCGGUGAUGAAAUCUGCACAUGGUACGCGAAAAUGUAACUGUCGGCAGGAGAUGGUGACGAGAAACCUGGGCCCUGGACGGUUUCAGAUGAUGCAACAGACCGUGUGCGACGAAUGUCCCAAUGUGAAGCUGGUGAAUGAGGAACGCACGAUUGAGAUUGAAAUUGAGCAAGGAAUGGAAGAUGGUCAGGAGACGAGAUUCUCCGGGGAAGGUGAGCCUCACAUCGAUGGCGAACCAGGAGACCUCAUCUUGAAGAUAAAGACUGUCCCGCACCAGAGGUUCGAGCGAAAGGGAGAUGAUCUGUACACAAAUGUGACGAUUAGUUUACAGGACGCGCUGGUUGGAUUUACUCUCGACAUUGAGCAUUUAGAUGGGCACAAAGUGCCUGUCACUCGUGAGAAAGUGACAUGGCCCGGGGCACGAAUCCGUAAGAAUGGCGAAGGUAUGCCGAACUAUGAAAAUAACAACUUGCGAGGAACGCUGUACAUCACAUUUGACGUGGAAUUCCCAAAGACGCAACUCAGUGAUACCGAAAAAGAAGAUAUUAAAAACCUUCUCAACCAAGCUUCUGUCAAUCGCGUGUAUAAUGGACUCCGAUUUUCUUAACUACACGCUCAAUGGUUGAAACCACAACAAGACUUUAGGAUCAAAGCAUAGAAUUAUUAGAUAAUAUAUGCAACUGAAUAAACCCUUACAGGGUAUUUGAUUUGAAUAAUAUACCCGUAUUUAUUGUGUUGCUUGUUGCUUUUUGUGAGCGGCAAAUAGCAUCCUUUUGUGGAGGCUUCUGACUCUAAAUCCAUUGGGGUUCAGUUAUGGUUACCCGUACGGAAUGAAGCAUUUCACAUACAUCCCCGUACUGGACCGCGUUUUUCUUUAGAAAUCAAUUAAAUUCGUCAUAUUUUUUGUGAUGCAUACGUUGUGUGUAAAUAUCUGUUGUAGAUUAAACAAGUGAUAUAAAAUAAAUAAAAUAUUCAAAUUCGAA